AGGCAGCGAAUCGGCCCACCCUGACCGCCACCUGUUGAACUUCUUGCAUCGUCACAUUUUCCAAUUAUUUACUCCCACACUCCCCUUUCUGCAAUUUCACUCUCCCGUCUUGGCCGUGCAUCGCACGCUCCUGGCGAAACCCACCCCUUCAAGCAUUGGUCCCAAGCCGCACCCGCAAACCCUAUCGGAUUCCAUCUCGAAAUUUCCACUUUUGCUCGGUUUUCCGCCAUGGGUUUGAGCGGAACCUCCUGAUCUGCGGCGGAUUUCAGCUCGAUUUGAUGAACAUCCGGUAGGAUUUGUGGAUUUUGUUGUUGGUUUUUGGAUCUCUGUUCCCGCGGGGUAGGUGAGGGUUGAACGGGAUGGAGGGGGGCUCUGCGUCGGCGGUGGACGAUCUCGGAGCCGCGCCUGAGUCUUGGGAGGUGGCUGACGUUGACGCCAGCAUGCGGCGGCUCAUGCUCUCGUCUUCGAAAAAGAACUCGGGCAGUCAAUCCGAACUCGAUGAUUCUUCUGUGUCGGCUCCGAAUUCGGCGUCUGCUUUGAGCAGUUCGUCUCCGGCUUUAGACCUCUCUGAGGAUGCCAUCAAUUCGGUCGACCAGUUUCUCCGGGAGGCUUUACAAAACCCUAGGGAAAGGCUUUCAGUUCUCAGAAUGGAGCAGGAUGUUGAAACUUUUAUUAAAGAUCCAACCCGGCAGCAAAUGGAGUUCCAACAGCUCCCUACAUCAUAUUUGCGUCUGGCUGCUCAUCGGGUGGCUCAGCACUACUCUCUCCAGUCAAUGGUCUUAUUAGACAACAGUUUACCAGAUGGAUCUGGAUCGCGAAUUAUAGUAUGCAAAAGUUCCGGAAGUCGAAUACCUUCAAUUCGCCUGGCUGAUAUACCUGUAAAUGUGCCCCAGGAAGGUACAGGUGUAGUCAAAGUUGCUAUUAAGCAGAGACCACAGAAAGGUUCUCAGUUCAGUGGCUCUUCAAAUUCACACUCUUCAAAUAGUAACAACUCUAAAAGUGUGGAGGAAAGAAAGGAAGAGUACAACAGGGCAAGGGCUCGGAUUUUCAGCUCUAAUAAUCUAGUCGGCGGUGAUAAUGGAAAAACUGAAAGUGAAUCAAACAUGCAGGAAGCUUUCCAGCCUGGUCCACUUAGAUUUUCAAAGGCAGAUGAAAAGGCAACAUCUGCUGGGACUUCUGAAGUGAAUACUGGCAGAGGUCACCUUGAUUCUUCAUCAACUGGUAGCAGUAGAUCAGCUAGAAGUAGGAGUGAGAAGGAGCAGAUUGCUAGGUCUAGAACUAGUAAUAGGGUGGCUAUAUUCAGAGACCGUGAAACUGAUCGCAAGGAUCCUGAUUACGACAGGAGUUAUGACAGAUACUUGCAAAGAUUCGACCCUGGGUUUGGAUUUGCUGGAGGGCCGUAUGCUAUUCAACCAAUGUACGCUCCUGCAUUGAACUACAACACUGAGUUUCCACAACUCAGACCAGCACGUCGGCCGACUAUCUCUCACGAACAUCAACCUCGCCCUCUUCCUCCACGAUUGCCUGUGCAAUGGGUUGGACCAUCAACUCCCGGCAUUGGAUAUGGCCAGGCUGAGACCAUCAUACAUCCUCCUCCGUUCAACACCAAUCAUGUUGGGGUGCGGUCCAACCAUGCUCUUUACUUGCACUCAACUCAGUAUUCUGGCCAGCACCCUGGAAUGCCUUUCAUCCAUCAUCAUGAACAAAUUCAAGUUCACCAACCCUUUUCACAGUCUUAUCAGCCGCAAGCUGAUGCCAGUUUUGGAAUAGCCCGGCCCCGAUAAGGGGCCUGGGCCAUGCCUGCAUCCUGCCAAAGUUUCUUGAGAACAUGAUCUGGCCCAGCUUCCGAGCUGCGCAUUAUUUUGCAUUUUGGCAGGAUGCAGGCAUAUGCAGCCGAGGGUGCUGAAGCGGGUGUGCCAAAAAUCAUAAACUAUUUCCACAAGCCCUCGGUUUCGGAGAGAGCUCCUUCCCCGACUUCCAUCGCUUGGAAGAGGAGCUCUGGUUGCCACUGAUGGCAAACAAAAUAAGAACGUUCGUAUCUCUGUGCACAAUCAUCCUCCAAUGGUUAGAGGGACAGCUCAGGCCUCUACAGAAUUUGGCAAGGGGGAAAGCACAUUCUGAAGGACUUUGUUGCAAGUGUUGGAGCAGCAGCAGCAGCAGCAAGCAAUGAAUGUUCUGACCCUUGAUUGUCUAUUACCAUGUGAACAAAGUGCAUGUGUAACUUUUGACAAUUGAUUUGCAAGUUAUGAUAAUGAUGAUGAUGAUGACAAAAACAAUGGGACAGGAGAGAUCUUGCAGUGUUUUGUUGUGCACGCACUUGGUACUAAAUGAAGCCAUUAAGGAGUGUGGUUUACAUAUAAAGGGAAAGAUUCCACACAGUUGUCUCUGUUUUGAGUAGAUCAAAGCGCACGGAGUAUAUGCAUUCGGGGAGCUUAAAAAUUGGCCAAGUUCCAGAUGCUAAGGCCUAUUUUUAAUCUCAUCAAAUGCAUACACCUCGUAUGCUUUGAGUUACUCAAACCCGUUAGUAUAAAUUAAACUUCUUAAUAGCUUUGUUUUGCAUAAUGAAGUGCGUACACCACAAAAUAUUGUAAUUCUCCCUCCGUCCCAUAAUUGAUUACAAUUUCUUUUACCCCAACCUCUUGAUAAUUAUUGGUUUUGUGUGUUCAUUACUAUAAAAUAUUUUUUUGUUCUCUUGUUUGAUACCGGAGUAUAAGUUUUGUUCCAAAAAAUUAUUCUUGGAUUA
Messenger RNA from Cuscuta campestris, 2743 nucleotides. The record is from the annotation of a GenBank genome assembly. NCBI's taxonomy places the organism in Eukaryota, Viridiplantae, Streptophyta, Magnoliopsida, Solanales, Convolvulaceae.